Colletotrichum spaethianum is the source of this 513-nucleotide messenger RNA. Its product is annotated as tropinone reductase. The record is from RefSeq and is a predicted model, not a curated record. The coding region runs from base 1 to 513 and encodes 170 amino acids. The transcript has a single exon. NCBI's taxonomy places the organism in Eukaryota, Fungi, Ascomycota, Sordariomycetes, Glomerellales, Glomerellaceae.
AUGCCUCCUGGAAGCUCCCUGACCAUCAUAGCCUCGGUUGCCGGUCACCUGCUCUCUCCCAACCCGGGCUUGGAGACUCCUCUGGCAACAGCCCCGACAGCUUCCCUCAUCACGCACCACGAACUGGACCACGAUAUGGACUCUAGCCACGCUUAUGGUGUGUCGAAGCUUGGUUGCAUCGUCCGUGCUCAGUACAAGGCUGCUGAGUGGGGACACAAAGGAGUGCGAAUCAACACCGUUAGCCCCGGGGCCAUCGAGACGCCUAUGCUUGGUCAAGUUCUGCAAUCGGAGCAGGGACCCUUUGCGCAAAGCAUGAUCAACAAUACUCCGCUUGGCAGGACGGGGACGUCUGAUGAGAUCGCCAGGAUCGUUGCGUUUCUGGCCGGGCCGGGCGCGGGGUUUAUCACUGGAGCGGACCUAGUCAUCGAUGGUGGCGCCUUGUCGGCACAUCGAUGGCUUGGAGCCGUCGCGGAAUCGAAGCACGUGGUUCCAUCAUCAGAUGGACACGAGUGA